AUGUCUAACCAAAAUCACUCUUCUCACCAAUAUAAGUCUAGUGAUGAGGGCUCGCAGCGAUACUCCUAUAUGUCUAAUAUUUCAGCUUAUUCCGGCGUGGUCUCUGAUGCCAUUCCAAUUACCUAUCACAACAAAGACAUAAGAAUUGCCCAAGGGGACUCGUUUCAUACUCCCUCGCCAUCACCAACUAUUGAAUCACAAGGCCAAGUAUCGCAAUCUGCGAUGCCUAAGUCCUUGGACUCCUUCCCUCCACAUCUCCCUUUUCUUAGAUUGAAGAAACUGCCACCUAACACAGCAUCAUCUGCUAACUCAAGUUCAUCACCUUUGAGAAAUUCAUUUGGUCUUCAAUAUAAUACCACUGAAAACUUAGAAGAAGAUAUUCCGUUGAGCUCGCCUCCCAAGGAUAUUACCACCGUUUCUAAUUACGAGAGUUCGGUCGAUUCUAAUGAUGCAGAGGACAUUAUAAACUCGAGAAUACAUUUUGAAAACAACUCGCUUGGGAAUGUUGGAACUACAAACAAUAAUGUUGUUUCUGACUUGAUUCAUGAGCAAGAUCAUCCAAUUGCUAGCUUCAAUGGGUCUAUCAUCGCCGGCUCCACUGAACCGGAACAUUUGAACUCUUUAACCAGUCACUCUACAGAUCAUUCUUUUCAGGUUCACGCUAAUCCCAAUGGAAUUAUCAAGGAUGCUUCUGACAGAAUGCCGGGAUCCUUUGUUUUCAAUACCCAUCCUACUGUCUCCAAUACUGGGCCUGCUCCAGAUAGAUCAGUUCCACACAUGGUUGGCCAAAAACCAAAGUCCAGGCCUCAGUCUGUGGACUAUCACCAAAGUAACGUUCCAACUAAAAACGUUACCAUGGGCUCAUCUAAUCCAGGAAUACCACUGAACUAUUACUCCAUGAGAAAUUCACUUUUUGGUCAAGGCGCCUAUAACAACAGUUUUCGUGCCGGGGAAACUCCUAGUUCAAGCAAAGAGGCCAUGGGAAACAGAAAAUCAUUUCUCAAUACAAAACAAUUAUCAAUUGAUGUUAACUCGAAAAAUCCCAUCUCUCUGGACGAUCAAGUUAAAUCUCCUGGCUCGAGACAUUCUAGAAGCUCUUCCAUCCAUAACGAAGCUGAAUUAAAAUCUCCAACCAGCGUUGCUAGCUUUGGAAACGAAGGAUCUGAAGCCUCUAACAUAAGAUCCACAAUUAUUUUAGCUCCUCCAGGUGCAAACCCUGAUGAGCUAUUGAUCCCACCAAGAUCUCCAAUCAGACCUAUGCCAUCGGAUUUUAGUGAGCCAUCUUCAGUAAACCUCCACAAUUACGAUUUGGGUGAUAAGAAACCACUGCCAAUUGAAAAAGAUGAUUCAUUUGAUUCUCAUAGUGAUGAAAAUUUCACAUCUAUGGAAAAUACCAACAAGUCCUUACUACCUACUUUUGGCAGUGAUUUUGAUGAGAUUUCGUUCACUUCGCUUGAUAAUAAGACUCUUCUUAACACUUUGCGUAAUAGUGACUUGAGAUCUGUAAAUGGGGAUCAUAGUAUCAUCAGACCUUCCGAGGACGUGGCCAGUGUUAGGGCUCCAGCGUCAGAGACCUCUACCAGGAAUUUGAAUUUUGAAUUACGACCACCAUCGGACAACAACAUGAUUCUGCAAGAUUUGGAUUUAACCGAUGAUGAACAAAUUACCAGUUUGAUUAACGAAAUGAAACUACGGAACUCUACUCAAAAUCCGUAUAGUCCUAAACUGCGAAACCAUAAAUCUUUUUCGAUGUUUGGUAAUUCCACGUUCGUUCCACACGAAUCUUCCAGUGAAUCCUCACCUCAGCCGAUGGCCAUUCCAGAAAGGUCUGAAACUGUGAAAUUGAGGGAUAUAUCAUUUUCCAGCGCCCAUAUGGAAUCGGCUCCGUCUGUCAGAGAAAAGAUUUCUGAUGAGAAUAAUAUGGAAAGUGUGAAAACUGCAAGAUCAUCUCUGACCUUGAAGAAGAAAUCGGAAGAGACCAUUUAUGAUUCUCGUACCACACCCAAGGACUCUGCACCAGAAGUUAAGCAUGCCGCUGCCUCUGGUGAUAUAGGUCAUGAUCCGCUCCUGGAAUUUUCAAAAGAUUCACUCGAUUACCACCACCAAAGGUAUAAGUCAGAUGAAGAUAAUGAUUUAGAAGAUCGGAAGACUUCAAGAAGGGCUUCUAGAUCCUCAAUUCGUACCAGUUCACGAAAGUCAAGUGUUUCUAUGAUUAAUAGCAAUCAGAGAAAGCCUUCCGUUGGUAGCACCAUUACGCUUAAUACUCGUAAUAAUAGUAUACAAUCUGAAUCACCUUUGCUUGUCAAAAAGCGUGACUCUAAUAGUCAGAUAACCACUUCUCGUCCAUUGCCCUCACCACCCUCGGUAACCACCUUGAAUGAUACUACUUCAAGAAAAACUUCAGUUAGCUCUUCCAGGACCACCACUUUAAAAAAACCAAGCUCAGAUAAUUUGCAAGCUACUCGUCCAAUUACUGAAUAUAGUUCAAUCCAAGAUUUGACUGCCGAAGUGGAAAAAGAAUUAGUACAGCGUAAAGCGAAUGAAGCUACAGUUUCUUCCAAUAACAGUGAAAAGGAAAACGUUGAAACUGAAAUUUUGGAGAACGAAAAUGAAGAUUAUAUUGAUAUUGGAAGUGCAUCUUUUGACCAAGGUGGCAAGCAAACAGCAGCCGAAGUUUCAUCAGAAGAAGCAAAUAAGGCUCGAAGCUUCCUCCAUAAUGGGAAGGUCAAAUCUAAACCCAAAUCGAGCUCAUCUUCUUCAAGCAAACGAAAAAAUAAGACGAAGCCACUUGAUUAUAAGGCUGUUUCAAGAAUGUUAGAGGCUACUGAAGGUACUGUGAUUGGCCUGGAGUUCAGAGACUUGGCCUUACCAUCACAGGAAAAGAGAUUACUCGAAAGAAUAGUUGACUCCCUUAGUAGAUUGACCGCUGAUAUGAUUUCUGAUCCCGAAAGAUACGAUGAAGGCAUUAGAAGAUUAUCUAAGGCCUUGAAGGCUUUAGAAGGCUUUGAUUGA
Messenger RNA from Saccharomycopsis crataegensis, 3012 nucleotides. It is a transcript of the gene NBA1, whose product is annotated as Nba1p. Lineage: Eukaryota; Fungi; Ascomycota; Saccharomycetes; Ascoideales; Saccharomycopsidaceae. Bases 1 to 3012 code for a protein of 1003 amino acids. The transcript has a single exon. The record is from RefSeq and is a predicted model, not a curated record.